Limulus polyphemus (Atlantic horseshoe crab) is the source of this 5179-nucleotide messenger RNA. RefSeq names its product TBC1 domain family member 30-like. The record is from RefSeq and is a predicted model, not a curated record. NCBI's taxonomy places the organism in Eukaryota, Metazoa, Arthropoda, Merostomata, Xiphosura, Limulidae. Gene Ontology annotation, cellular component: endoplasmic reticulum. The coding region runs from base 123 to 4031 and encodes 1302 amino acids. The transcript has 11 exons.
AACAACAUGCACAACUGCCAAAGAACCACUUGUUAGCAGGGAACUGCGAUAACAUCUUCAGUUGCCGAUCGAUGUGGUUCACGAUGAAAUAGUUUUAGUUUCUGAGACUUCACCGACACGGCAUGUCCUUUUCUGAAAUCGGAACUUCCAAAUUUCAAACCCAGCUCAGUUCUGAGCAUAACGGGAACGUAGCGGAAUUUUACGAGAUUCCGCUUAAUCCACCUGAAAAUGUUUCCGAAAUUCCGUUAGAAAACAUCACUUCAUGCUCACGCUAUGACCACGUGGCCAACCUAGGUAGCCCUAACAGCAAAGUGUCGUCUAGUUCAUGUGACAAAAACAACAAAGAUGCGAUCAGAAAAGUUACGUCUCGUAACAUCAGUUUCUAUGGUUACGUGUCUCACGGAAAGAAAAGUUUAGAUUACACUACAGUAGUCAAUUAUGAAGAUUCUUCAGACUUCAAGGACGAAACACCUACUAGAGCUGAGUGUGAAUGUGCACCUGAAAGUUUGGCUUUCAGUGUUCAACAAAUGGACGAAGCCCGACUUCGAUAUUUAGUGAAAGAAAAUGCUUCAGAAAAUAGUGUUAGGUUUAACAGUUCUAGCUGUGACGUCCAACUUCAGUCAGAGGAUGUUGAAGAAGAUCCCACAAAGCCUCAUUUCUCUCAGCUCUCAAACAUCGAGGAAGAUCCCACAGAGUCUUCCUUCUCCCAACGUUUUUCACAAGAGUGUUCCAUCAGUUCCUUGAAUCCACCUGACUUAGAGCAUUGUAUCCAGAAAUCCCUUGAAGAUUACCAAGGGUUAACAUUACCUGUCCAAACAUUACCCAGAGAGCGAAAGUCUUCGUUAGUAGAAGAUCUUCUUCACGAAAUUUACGGUCCCCUAUCCCCCUCUGAUCGCCGGUCAAGUGCGGACAGCGAACAUUUCACUGAUGGAUCGGUUACUGACUUUACAUGGGCAAUUAAUCACUUUAUGAUGGGAGGCGAAAAGGGAAGACGAGCGAGGUAUACUCGAUCGAGUUUACUUAGUAAAGAUGUCCAGGACUUAAAAAGUAUCGUAAAACAGCUCCAGAACCAGACUCAUCACACGAAUAACUCGUUAGUGCAACAGUUAAAACUUCGAGACCGUUUGAUGAAUAGACGUAAUCGUAAUUAUGAUAUGCUCACUGCAGUGCUUCAAGCGAUCUCACCAAAACGAAGUAAGUCGAGUGUGGACACCAAAAUAAGGUUCAGCGUGACACCCUUCCCUGGAGACAGCGGUUUCACUCAGUGGCACGACGCGAUGAGAAUGGUAGCGCGACUUCCAGGGGGAAUACCUCCAGAAUUCCGGAAAAGGCUGUGGUUGACUCUGGCUGACAGACAUCUACAGAAGAGAAAAAUUGACUGGGAAACAACGAAGAGAUUUUGCUUUAAUGAAAGAACCAACCCUGAUGAUGACCGACUGGGAACUCAAAUCAUUAAAGAUCUUCAUCGAACAGGAUGUAGCAUGUUCAGUGGGGAAGAGGCUGAAAAUAACCAGGCGUUGUUGAAACGUGUGUUAUUAGCGUACGCACGCUGGAACAAGGUCGUUGGCUAUUGUCAAGGGUUCAAUAUGCUGGCAGCAAUUAUAUUAGAAGUUAUGGAAUGGAAAGAUGAAGAUGCCUUGAAGGUGAUGAUAUUCCUCAUAGAGGGCGUACUUCCAGAAGGUUAUUUUGCCAAUCAUCUGAGGGGACUUUCCGUGGAUAUGGCAGUAUUUAGAGAUCUACUGCGUAUGCGCUUAAUUUGCUUGUCACGCCAUUUGGACAAGCUCCAGGCUGAAGCUAGAGAUAGUUCUACAGGGGCCAGUUAUGAACCGCCACUGACCAACGUCUUUACCAUGCAGUGGUUCCUCACACUUUUCUCUACUUGUCUGCCAAAGUCGACCGUUUUGCAGGUGUGGGACCUGAUAUUCCUGGAAGGAAAUGAAAUUCUUCUUCGAGCAGCUCUUGCAAUAUGGGAUGGAUUAGCAGAUCGGAUAAUGACAGUGGAAAGUGCAGAUGAGUUUUACAGCAUCAUGGGCGUGUUAACAAGAGAGAUGCUGGAGUUUGGACUUAUGGAUCCCAACGACCUCGUUAAGACAAUUUGCACAAUAUCGCCGUUUCCGUUUCCUCAACUAGUUGACCUCCGGGACAAAUACACUUAUAACAUUCGUCCAUUCACGUCGUCACUUACUCAAAAACGUGGUCUCAACCUGUUCUUCAGCGAUGAUGAGGAAGACAAUGAUGAUGAGCAGCUAGUCAUGGCCACCUGGUGUCUCUCGGGAUCACUACCUGUCCCCAAAGGCAAAGGUGACAACAGUCGAACCCCGUCGCCAUCGGCAUCUACAACUUUUACUCUAAUUGGACCAGGAGUCUUCAGUACAGCAAGUGGAAAUCUUCUUCCGUCACCUUCCUCAUCCAACGUUAACCCAGAAAGAAUGACCUUAGAUAUCUCAGCCUUGAAGAAACAGUACGCCAAACUUCGAGAAAGGCAGAAACAAGCACAUAUUAUCUUAACAGGUACUUUUUACCAGCACAACAAAGCCAAACAACGUCAACCAAUAGCUGUCAAUCAUCUUCUGUUAGGAAAGAAACCUUUGAUAAGAAAGCAGAAACAAACAACCAAAACAACCUUCAGUCUCAAAGACAAUUUACCCAAACAAAAUAACGUUCAACGAAAUCGUCAUCGUCAUCUUGAAUCUUCUGGAAGCUCUAAAUUCAGCAAACGUGUAGACGUAGUUUCGGAGGACUCCGGUCAAACUCUAACGUGGGAACAAGCCAAGAAAGAGAAGAGAAAGCAUCUGGUUACCAUGGCAACAGCAAGGCGACAGCUUCUUCACAAUAUUCCACACACUGUUGAAGGAAAGACAACAGGAGUAAGGCGAGGAGAAGUGGAUUUUGUAGAUAGUGUUGCAGAAAGAGACCGCUUAGAGAACGGGGACAGUGAAAGCAGUAGCUCCACGGAGUUAUGUGAUGAUGAGGCACCUGGCGACAUAAGUGAUUACUCAUCACCCGAAAUGGGACGAAAAGCGUCAAAUUCAAACGUUUCGAACUCACCAGAAGCAACGCCUAGUGUCGAGACUCAGCAGUUGUCAUCGAUGACUCGACAUUUUAGCCACUUACCAGCGAAGAGUGAAGAAAAAAACACUGUUGUGGCUACCACCCAUCUUCUGAUGACCCCAGCAAUGGAAGAGUCCGGAGAAACUUCAGUAACUUCUAAACAAAGCUCAUUUGAUUCUAACAAUAAAACACUAAGUGAAAAAUGCGGCAUAGAAUGUGACUCGGACAUCUUCAACCAAAGAAAAAUGAACCAACAGUACAACGAAACUAAUGGAAGAGAUACCGAUCAUUUUCGAGUUGAGGGGUUUGUGUCAAGUCUUCCGGCGAAAACAGAAAAUGCCCAGUCUGCCCCUCGGCUACAUGCACACGAAACCAAACCAAAAUAUAAGCCUAUACAGAAAGAAACACUACUGAAACUAGCAUCUACCCACACAGAAAAGUCUAGAGUUUCCAAUGAAGUUUACCCUACCUUAUCUCCAGUGACACCUUUAACGCAAACUUUCAGUACGAUCUUACAAAAAAAAGACCCUAUACUAGGUCCUCAUGGAACGAAGCACAAACGUUCAGUGAGUGAAGAACACGUGAACGUGUCUCAUUUUGUGCCAAAUUUGUCUGGUGCCAAAGAAGACGUGAGAAAAUAUCGGUCUAUAUCACAAAGCAGCGAAAGGAAAUUUAGUCCAACGAGACAAGAAGUGGAAAAACUAGCGGUGAUAGAAAGUAAAUCAUCUUCUUUGCCAAAAGAAGUUACCAUCGAACAAUGGGCAAGUUCUUCAUAUUCAUCUCCUAAACAGAGCCCUACAAAGUCAAGUCAGUUCAACCCUUUUCCAACUGUCCGCAGCCGUCUUGCGAGAAGACCUAACAAAGAAUUUAGCGGCAAACUAGGAAAGUUGAAUACAGAAGAUAAAGUUAAAAGUGAACAUAAAGAUUUUUCAAAUGUUGUCCGUCCUUCGAGGUCUUUUUCUUCUUCGGAAAAGCAUUGAUGGUGGUAACUUAUACCACUUUCCCGCCAUAUUCAUUUAGAAUCUUCAUAGCCAUAUUAUAUUAAAGUAUUCAUCGUCUCAGCGCUUAUUGCAUUACAUCAAAAGUGAAGAUUCACCACGAUACAUGCACUGAGAUUUUCUGAGGCAUGAGUUUGUCAUUAACUUUGUCUGAUUUACUUUGAGCGAUAACUAUUAUUCACUACGUGUAAUUACAUACAUUAUUUCAAGCUAUAUCUUAAAAGUUAUAAAAGAAAAAAGGCUCAUUGAAAAUAGUAAGCUAUAGACGUUUCGAAAACAGUGUGUUGUUAUUUUUAGUAAGAGUACUAUUAAAGCAUGUGACUGAUGUAUAUGUUCAACUUUCUGAGACGUUCGUUUGUUUAUAUACUGUUAACUUGUAUAUUAUAGAUAUCCAGCAUGUUUACGUAGCUAACAUAUAAUCAAAAGGUUUUACUAGUGCAAACGGAAUUCCACAUUAAUCGUGUUAAACUUUUUGUUUUCAAAUAUAGUUGUUAAAUUAUAUAUAAAAGAGCCUUUAGGCUUAGCAUUUAUCGCGUUAACCAAAUGACCUGAAGAUGCUCAUAAGAUUUAACAAAUGGCACGAAACCGAAACGUUGGUUUAUUAAAAUAAAUCAAAAGUUUUGCCCCUCCAUUAACCAUAUAUAUUUAAUUUCAAGAUAACGAAUUUUUAAACUUAAGUACUUUUUUUUAAUGUACUUCAUGGUCAAUCGGGUUACAGGAAGAACUAUCAACUAAUUACAUAGUGCCCUCUUCAUGUUUAGCAGCUCUGGUUGUAGGUUGACACUUUCUUAACUAUAUUUUACGCUACACAUUUAAUACAGAUUAUCCUUUAGAAACCGGUUGUGUAGUAAUAUUAUGAAAAAUGAUUCAGGAUGGGGGCGUAUUUGGUUGUUACUUCUUCGUCAUGCGUUAUAGAGUUAUUUCUUUACCAAAAUAUUUAGUUCCAGACCUACACGUUCUGUCAAGCAUCAUCUUGCACAUCCAGUUCGGUUAAACCCAAGAUAAUAAUAAUAAUAAUACUCGCUUCUUUUUGGUGAUAUAAAACGUCGAGUGUUAAUACUAAAACAGAUGUUUUGUUACAGAGAAAUCGCUCCUAUCGUAAUAUGGUAAGAGCUCUUAUUAACAUUAAA